AUGCCAAGUACCAGUACAUGGAGCCUCGCCUCUCAAUCUAUGGGCGAUCAGCUGAGGAGUGGCCCAAGCUAGCCAGCUGGUUCACCAAACACCGCGUCUAUUCCCCCAACAUGAAGUGGAUGAUCCAAGUGCCCAGGAUUUAUGAUGUAUUCAGGUCUAAGAAUUUCCUCCCACACUUUGGGAAAAUGCUGGAAAAUAUCUUUGUCCCUGUGUUUGAGGCAACUAUCAACCCUCAAGCCCACAAACAACUGAGUGUCCUUCUACGCCACAUCACUGGCUUCGACAGCGUGGAUGAUGAAUCCAAGCAUAGUGGACACAUGUUCUGCACUAAAAGCCCAAAGCCAGAGCAAUGGACUUCAGAGAAGAACCCAUCCUACACCUAUUAUUUAUAUUACAUGUAUGCCAACAUUCUGGUGCUGAAUAACCUACGCAGGCAGCGUGGCAUGAACACGUUCCUCUUCCGUCCACACUGUGGGGAAGCCGGGGCCAUCACACAUCUGCUCACAGCCUUCAUGACAGCAGAUAACAUCUCGCAUGGUCUCAACCUCAAGAAGACCCCUGUGUUGCAGUACCUGUACUUCCUUGCCCAAAUUCCCAUUGCUAUGUCCCCACUCAGCAAUAACAGCCUCUUCCUGGAGUACGCAAAGAACCCAUUGCCUGACUACCACCACAAGGGCCUCUUGGUGUCCCUUUCUACAGAUGACCCCAUGCAGUUCCAUUAUACCAAGGAGGCCCUCAUGGAGGAGUACGCCAUUGCUGCCCAGGUCUUCAAGCUCAGCACCUGUGACAUGUGUGAAAUCGCCAGGAACAGUAUCCUGCAGUGCGGCCUGUCCCAUGAGGAGAAAGCCAAGUUCCUGGGUGAAAACUACCAGGAAGAGGGGCCCCAAGGCAACGACAUCCGAAAGACCAACGUGGCUCAGAUCCGCGUGGCCUAUCGCUACGAGACCUGGUGCUACGAGCUCAACCUCCUCGCCGAAUGCCUCAAGAACGACUAGGAGCGGGGUUGUGCUGCCAGGCUGUCCUUGUGGAGCUGAUGCCAGGGAGCUCUUGCACACCAGUGGGUGCUUUGGAGCCUCAUGCCAGCUUGAUGUGUGCGGGACACAGGUGGAUGUGGACAAGGCUGGAGAUGGGGUGUUUGUGAGUGCCUUGGCACUUGCCAUGCACCCAACAGGGUCAGUGGACAGCAGCUUCUCCCGCUCUGCUGUGCAGACCCUCUCCCGGAGCCACUGCCGCAACAUCAAGCAGAAGAUCUCGCAGUGGGAGGGGAGGACACGAGGGUGCUCCAGCAAUGAGAAACAGCAGCUAAAAGACUUUGGAGUCAAGUAUGAUCCUAGCUGUGACGCUCUGCCCAGAGUGAAGCCACAUCAUGCAGAGGAGGGCAGAAGGACUAGGUCCAAAGAUCCAAAGAGCUUGGGCUUGGACUUCAGGGAAGAUGCACAGGGCUGUGGUGACCUCAGGCCCUGUGUAUACAGCUUAGCUUCCCAAGCCAAGGAGAAAGGAGAGUUGCAAGCUGGCCUCCUUGACCCAGAAGCAAGACUGCCCCCAGGGAACUUCUACACCUCACAGGCUCUGUGGAGGAGAGUAGAUCCCCAUCUGCCUGACAAAGCCCCACCAGUUCCCUUGGACCUUCAGAGGAAGCAAGGGAGCUGUUGCUCCACAGAAAGAGAACUUAAAGGAGCAGAAUCUCUCUGCAGGGCAGAGAGGAGCUUGAAAAACAUUUACUCUGAGCCUGAGGGGCAAGAGGAGGCCCCACCACCUCCUGCUGCUGUCCCACCACCUCCUGCUGCUGUCCCACCACCUCCUGCUGCUGUCCCACCACCUCCUGCUGCUGUCCCACCACCCAAGCCCCGCAGGACUUUUCGUUACCUAGCAGAAAAGGGUGCUGGAAGCUGUGGUGAUGCCAGAGCUACCAGGGAAGCGCCUGUACAAAAGCAGCAUGGAGGAGACUCGGUGUCAUCCUCCAACAACCCUGAGAAGAGAAUAGCCAGCAGGAGGAUCAGAGGCAGAACCCAGAGGAAAUCUUUUGAGUUUGAGGACAUCCAGGGCUUCCGCAACCGGAUGGCAACCACCAAGUCCCACAGGCUUCAAGAAGAGACAAAUGGCACUACAGGAUCCAGGCUUGUCUACACACAGUCAGAAGACAACAUCUAUGAGGACAUUAUCUGUCCUGCAAAAGAGAACCCAUAUGAAGAUAUCGGAGCACUGCCCUUACCCCUCUGGAAGGUCCCAUCUGUCUGGAAGCUGCCACCCCCCCGGAGCACCAGUAGAGCUCCCAAGCCUCCCCCAAAACCUCCCUUCCUCAGUCGCAAGACUCUUGAGCCAAAGCCCUCCCAGUCAAGUUUCCAAGGGAAAAUGGUGAAGGACACAACCCUGCCUGUCACACUGUCUGAGUGGAAGCUGUUCCGAGCAGUAGAGGCUGCUAGCAGGAGAAAGAAUUUGCCCUGGCUGGUACUAAAAAUACAGGAGAUCUUUGAUGCUAAGCGUGGAAAGAAGAGGGUGAAGUUGCUCAGUGCUGCUGGGAGAGAAGCACCUCCAGUGAAAGGUGAAACCAGUGGGAAUGAAAGUGACACGGAAAAUCAGCCAAAAAGUCGACACAGGUGCCUGCUAAGGUCAACCUCCAAGAGGAACCCACACUACCAGACUUUGGAGAGGGAUCUGAUAGAGCUUCAGGAGCAGCAGCUGUUUGAGCUGUUUGUGGUGGUGUCACUGCACAAGAAGGCCUCUGAGAUGACCUACACGCCACAAAUCAUACAGCAGUUUCCCAGCAAGACUGAACAUCCCUUCAGACAGUCAAAGGAUACUGAAGAGAGGCUAAAGGUCAUUCCCAAAUUCUGCUUUCCAGAUCCCAAAGACUGGUUUCCUGCAUCAGACCUUAAAAGUGAAACAUUUUCUUUCGUGCUGACGGGAGAGGAUGGCAGCCGCUGGUUUGGGUACUGCAAGAAGCUCCUGCCAGAAGGGAAAGGGAAGCGCCUUCCUGAGGUGUACUGCAUUGUUAGCCGUCUGGGCUGCUUCAACCUCUUCUCCAAGAUUUUAGAUGAAGUGGAGAAGAGGAGAGAGAUGUCCCCAGCCUUGGUGUACCCAUUCAUGCGCAGUGUCAUGGAGGCACCUUUCCCUGCUCCUGGACGCACAAUUACUGUGAGGAGUUUCCUGCCAGGAGCAGGAAAUGAGGUGCUGGAGCUCUGCCGCCCGCUGGAUUCCCGACUGGAACACGUUGACUUCGAAUGCCUCUUCAAGUGUCUCAGUGUGUCUCAUGCAAUUCGGGUCUUCGCCUCUCUCCUGCUGGAAAGGAGGGUGAUCUUUGUUGCUGACAACUUAAGCAUUCUGUCUAAAUGUGGCCAUGCUGCAGUUGCAACGCUUUAUCCCUUCACUUGGCAACACACCUACAUACCAGUCCUGCCAACUUCUAUGAUUGAUAUUGUGUGCUCUCCGACCCCAUUCCUCAUUGGCAUUCUCUCCUGCUCGUUACCACAGCUCCAGGACCUGCCCAUAGAAGAGGUGCUGAUCGUUGAUCUUUGUGCCGACAAGUUCUUGCAAGAGGUAUCAGAUGAAGAUGAGAUCCUACCCCAUAAACUUCAGGCUGCUCUUGUCCAAGUCUUGGAAGAACGAAGUGAAAUCUUGUCUCAUCAGCAGAGUGACACACAAGGUGAAGUGCCCCUGAAUUCCCUGGUCUCUGAGGCUUUUGUGCAGUUCUUUGUGGAGAUCGUUGGACACUAUUCCCUGCACAUGAACGUCACAGAGAGAGGGGAGCGUGUGUUCCAGCGGGAGCUGUUCCGCAAGUCUCACGUCUCGCGCAAUGUGCGGCACUUCCUGCAUUUCUUCAUGGAAACACAGAUGUUUGCAGGCUUCAUCCAGGACCGAGAGCUGAGAAAGAACCCAGUCAAAGGCCUGUUUGAGGUCCGUGCUUUGGAGUAUUUGGAGAGUAUUCCAGGGACUGAACCGACUGGAAUGAACAGAAUCCUUCGCAGUCUCGGCAGUAAAAUGAAGUUUCUCCAGAAGAGAUGAGCGGGCGCUGCUGCUGCUGCUGCUGCUGCGGGCCAGCGGCGGGCCGCGAGUGCCACCUGCCCUGCGGCCGGAGCCGGUCUCCUGUGCGGCUGCAGGAGGGCUGGGCCCGGCUGCGGCUCCUGCCCUAUUAAACCCUCAGUUCCGUGUUACCGAACCAG
Messenger RNA from Melopsittacus undulatus (budgerigar), 4160 nucleotides. RefSeq names its product DENN domain containing 2C (gene DENND2C). The transcript is spliced from 25 exons. The record is from RefSeq and is a predicted model, not a curated record. Bases 535 to 4002 code for a protein of 1155 amino acids. Lineage: Eukaryota; Metazoa; Chordata; Aves; Psittaciformes; Psittaculidae.